Molecule: messenger RNA, 588 nt
Organism: Dentiscutata erythropus
Lineage: Eukaryota; Fungi; Glomeromycota; Glomeromycetes; Diversisporales; Gigasporaceae
Source: the annotation of a GenBank genome assembly
AUGAGUACGCAACUUUCAAAUCAAGAAAAUGCUAUACGAUACCAUUUGUUCAUAGUCUUCUCAAGUUUUUGCGGUGUUAUUUUUUCCUUAGCUAUUAUUUCUAGUGUAUCUAAAUUUAUAUUUGGAUUAUCAAUUAGACCUUUGUUACUCCAUGAAGACGUGGCAAAUGUCUACAGAACUAAUUUCUUUAUAUUUGGUCCUGGUGCAUUGGUAACUUUAUUGCCCAACAAAAGGGAAUAUUACGAAGAAAAAACUCACAAAAUUGAUGAAAAUUUUAAAGAUUUAUACAUGCUUAAAAAGGCAGAAAAAUUUCAUAUGAGAAGAGAAUAUACUAAUGAAUGGAAUCUCUUAUCAGAAUUAAGUAAAAGUGAAACCAAAUAUAAAUAUGUUGCCAAAUUUUGGAUGGCAAAUUGCCUUUUAUAUGGGCAAGGUGUCAAAAAAGAUGAAGAACGUGCUUUAAAAUACUUAAAAGACGCUUACAAAAACCACAUAGAAAGACACCUACAAGAUCUAGAAGAUACUCUUUUAUGUAUUGAUUUUAUUAAUAGUGAUUGUAAACCAUUAUUAAUAAGCUAUAGUACAGACUGA